AAUGACAUUUUCCAUCGGAGCUUUGACCCCACUUUGCAUAAUGUAUGCAAGAGUUGCGUGGCGGGAAGGUUGAAUAAGAGUAGGGCGUUGGUCAUUGACUGCUAUCUAACGAGGCAGUGCGGACCACCCGAUUUUGCUCCAGCAAGGGAUUGUGACAGAUAGUGUUUCCUUGUGUGGUGUUAGAGUCGGAUUGUAAUGGAAGGUGUUUCAAGCAAUAUUGAGCAGCCAGUAGUCAGAGGACAAGAAGGUGAGCCUGUAUCUUUAGAUGCUCUGACCAAUGCAAUAAAUGUGGCCGUAGCAGGGGCUUUAACGCAAGCGAUUGGAGGUAUCCAUAGUUAUGUUGAUAAUCAACUUGAAUCGCAAAAGAAGGCAAACGAAAAGGCUACUUUUGACAUACAAAAGCUCAAAGCAAAAAAAAAAUACAGUUCAGGUUCAAGGGGAAUGAGGAGCAGGUAAACUUUAAUUGCUCCAUUUUAGAUCAAUUACAGGAAGUCAAGAAAUCACUUCCUUUGGGGAGCAGUGCUGCUCCAAUACUUGACAAAGCUGAAGAAGAUCUAAGGCAAAGAAACAAGUUGGUGAAGCUUGCAGAUAAGUCUGAAGCGGGGUGGUUGGCGGUUGAUGAGUAUCUGGCGGAUGAUUUAGCAGAGGAUAGUGAAGAUGAUAAAAAGAUCCGUUCUGCCCAAGCCAGGGCAGCAGCCAGGAAGAAGAAGACCGGUCUCAAAUCUGUUCCUAAACCCAAGCCUUAUCAGGCGAGGAGACCUAUGGCUUCUCCUGCCAAUCCGGCUUAUAUGCCCAGUUAUGCUAAUAAUUUUCGUGGCCCAAUCCGCCAUAAUACCCCUUACACGAGACCAUUCAAUCCCACCUAUCAGUCAGGCCCCAAGUCAUCUGAUUUCUGCUUCGCAUGUGGGAAGACGGGUCAUUGGAGACGGAAUUGCCCUGGUUAUAGCCCCAAGUUGUCGAAAGACGGUCAGUAAUGGAAUUAACGUUGGAGAGCAGAAUAAAGAACCCCGAGAUUUUCGUAAGAUGAGACAUGCUGGCCCUAGUGUAUCAGCCUCGGAUAUUCCCAAUUUUCCUACCACAAAUCUAAUUAGUACGGAUGCAGACGCGAUGAUGAUGGAACCAGAAGUAGCCCCGGAUUUAAGCAAAGUGGAGGUGUUGCCUAAAAAACUGGACAGGAAUCAACCAGAUAGGAUAACAAGUGACCAUAAAUCAUUGCAGGAAGUGUUGAUGGCAUCUAGAGCUACUAGCACUGUUGCGAAAUACAGGAAAGCGUUUGAAGAUGGGAAGUCAUGGUGUGCUAUAAACUGUGUGUGUGAGUUACCGGCGCAAAAGGCGGAUAUCGCAAGGUAUUAUAUGAGCAUGUAUAAUAAUGAUGCACCUUAUUCAAGGAUUGAAGGAGCACAUUUUGGUAUUAAAUGGGUUCUUGACUGCUCGCCAGUAACCGAGGUGAAUCCCUGUAAUUCAAGAUUUUUGCAUCUACUUCUUGCAGGCUUGAAAAGAAUUCUAGCUCAUCCAAAAUGUAAGAAGGAACGUAUAACUCCAGACAUUCUGAAUAAACUUGUCAGUAUGGUUGUUCUAAUUGUUUAAAGGAAGCCAGAUUGUGUUCUAUGACACUGUUAGCUUAUGCAGGCUUUUUUAGGCACGCUGAGCUAGUGGAGCUCAGAGAGUGUGAUAUUUCUGUACAUACUUCACAUGUCAAAUGUUUCAUUCAGCAUAGUAAAACUGACCAAUAUAGAGAAGGUGCCUGGGUGAUUAUUGCUGCAACAGGUAAACCUACCUGUCCAGUUGCCAUGUUGAAUAAAUAUAUGCUAUUAGGUGACAUCAUUCCAGGUUCUUCAGAGGAAUACCUUUUCCGCCCAUUGACGCUCAAGAAAUCCUUGAAGAAAUAUGUUUUGAGAGGGGGCAAAUUGUCGUAUACAACAUGCCGUGAUCUUUUUAAGGCUGCCUUAUCGUCAAUAGGGUUAGAUUCAUCGUACUUUGGCUUGCAUAGCCUUAGGGCAGGUGGUGCCUCUGCGGCAGCUGCCUUAGGUAUAUCUGAUCGUCUUUUCAAGAAACAUGGAAGGUGGAAAUCUGAUUCUGCUAAGGAUGGUUAUGUAAAAGAAUCGCUUAAGAACCAGCUCAGUGUAUCUCUUAAUAUUGGUAUCUAGCUGAGUCUGAGAAGGUAUAGUAGGAAUUCACAAUUUCCUAAUGUUAUUAUGUUAAAGUCUUAAAGUGGAUGAUGCGCCAGUGUGCAGGUUUGUAAAUAUGGUUGAACUAUUGUAAUGUUCAAUGGAUUGUUAAGUAAUUUGACAGUUAUGCUAUGAAUUGUAUUAACGGAUUUCGGAUGGACUGAUAUGACUAUGGACUACUGUAACCUGUGAUCUUUUGGAUUCAGUUAGGAUAAUAAACUAAUAUGAUGUGUUUGCAAA
Molecule: messenger RNA, 2408 nt
Organism: Strongylocentrotus purpuratus (purple sea urchin)
Lineage: Eukaryota; Metazoa; Echinodermata; Echinoidea; Camarodonta; Strongylocentrotidae
Exons: 3
Coding region: 658-1587 (309 amino acids)
Source: RefSeq, a predicted model, not a curated record